Molecule: messenger RNA, 1262 nt
Organism: Eurytemora carolleeae
Lineage: Eukaryota; Metazoa; Arthropoda; Copepoda; Calanoida; Temoridae
Exons: 7
Coding region: 65-1207 (380 amino acids)
Molecular function (GO): protein binding
Source: RefSeq, a predicted model, not a curated record
AGAUCCAAACCCAACCUAAACCAAGUAGAAAUAAUGUCAAGUUUGUAAGCUGAGUAAGCCCAGGAUGGUAGCAAGAUAUUCUCUUAUUUUCUGUUUGUUACUCAAACUUUGUGCGACUGAGCAGAUGAAACAAAAUUUAAGCAGUAGAACAAGAAGAGGAAUAAACAAACACUAUAGUGACGAUCAUUGUUUAAACCACUUCUCUGUGGAAUCAAGUACUAUCAUAAGGACCAAGGACAGCAGAGAGAAUGGAGCUGUAUUUAUUAACGAAACUGAGGUGGAGACCAUGUCACGCUGUUUGCAUCUUUGCUGCUCAACGCCACUUUGCAACGUAGCUGUCUUUGGAGAGGUUAACAGCUGCUACUUGUUUGACUGUGGGUCACCUGAAGCUUUCAAAUGUCAGUUCACCGGCAGCGACGACUUUUCCAGUGCAGUACUUGAAAUUGACCGGCACAGGUUUGACCUGAGUGCAGCAGAUAAGCAAAGAGAUCAUUCUGACCAACUUUCACAACUGAGGAACCCCAAACCAGACAAUCAAGAUCAGGUUGAACCGUCUCCAAUUAUUCAAGAUGACUGCGGACAGUGGCAAUUUAGCUGCAAUUCUGGAGAUUGUAUUGCAAUAUAUGAUGUAUGCAACAACAUUCCACAGUGUAGAGAUGGAAGUGACGAGGAUCCAGGGUUCUGCAAAACCCAAACAACAACAAUUCCAACAACUACAAAUAUGUUGAUUGCUAGACAGGAUAGUCUGCAAGGUUUCCAGGGGGUGAAUCAAGGAAUACCUGUUCCUAAAUACCCGUACUUGCCACAAUAUCAGAACCCGUUCCGGCUCUAUAACCACUAUCCUUCACAAUUUAAUUAUCAACAACAGUUUCAACAAGAAAUGACAACCACCAUAAUGCCAACUGUAAAGGAAACCGUAACAGAAAAGUCAACAACAUUGAAGAAAUUAAGAAUUUACAGCACAACACCAACUAACCUUCCAGAGGUUGAGAGUUACGAGGAAAAAUUAAUCAAAGAAUUGGGAGAUAAGCUAACUCCACUUGGGAUUCCAGGAAUCGCUAUAUUCACUUUAACAGUUGGUAUCAUGUUAACAACAUUCAUUUUUGUUGUUGUAAUCUGCAGAAUCCAUAGGGGACGCAUCAGUUUCAGGAGAAAUCUGACACAUGAAGCUGAUGGAGAUUUCCUUGUCAAUGGAAUGUAUUUGUAAUCAUUGGCUAUGCUAUGUGUAGAUUUUUAAAUAAAUUUACAUUUUUCCCAACCAA